This is a messenger RNA of Caenorhabditis elegans, 494 nucleotides long. RefSeq lists its product as uncharacterized. The record is from RefSeq and is marked reviewed. Bases 232 to 435 code for a protein of 67 amino acids. The transcript is spliced from 2 exons. NCBI's taxonomy places the organism in Eukaryota, Metazoa, Nematoda, Chromadorea, Rhabditida, Rhabditidae.
CUUCAAAAAUCAUACAAAUCCAGUUCCAAAGAUGCAUUUCUACUGAAAAUAUUUACAACGCACCUGUGAAGAUCAUGAGAUUCUCAUGAAAGUGAUGCUAAACGACCAGAAAUACGACAUUAUUUUGGUGAAACUUGGUUGAUAAGGCCGUUAAAAAAAUUGUAUAAAUACAUGUGUACGCAAUGAAAAAAUUAGUUGAUUUUUAAAAAAAAUAUUUUGAAAACUCUAAAAAUGCUGUACUUUCUCCGAAAUAUUUUUUUCCUUCUCGGAUUACUUGCUGUAGUAUCUACUCAGUAUUUGAAUACCGGAUUUGUACCAGUUGGCUAUGGAGCUAAUCUUUUUGGCGGUAGCUAUGGCGGUACAGGACUUGGAAAUCCUGGAGACGGAGUGGAUCCAGCGACCGGAAAACUUCCAGGCGGACGAGUUGGAAAAUGAGCAAUUCUCAGUUUCAAUUUGUAAUUAUGUACAUAUUUUUUUAAAUAAAAUAUUCUUUC